Bactrocera tryoni is the source of this 2993-nucleotide messenger RNA. RefSeq names its product solute carrier family 26 member 10 (gene Prestin). Gene Ontology annotation, cellular component: membrane. Gene Ontology annotation, molecular function: oxalate transmembrane transporter activity; bicarbonate transmembrane transporter activity; sulfate transmembrane transporter activity. Gene Ontology annotation, biological process: transmembrane transport. The coding region runs from base 80 to 2584 and encodes 834 amino acids. The transcript has 6 exons. The record is from RefSeq and is a predicted model, not a curated record. NCBI's taxonomy places the organism in Eukaryota, Metazoa, Arthropoda, Insecta, Diptera, Tephritidae.
UAAGUAUUAAAUUAGCUUUGGAUUACCACGGAAGCUGUGACUAUAUACUAAGUAUAAUUGAAUUUUCAAAGCAAGCGACAUGUUCGAUAAGCCAAUCAAUUUGAAAAACGUUCGUAAAUUUGCAAUCGAACAUUUCAAACGCAGACGCGCACCGCACGGCAACGCAACAAGACAACCUACGCCAUUGGCAGCUGGCAGCGCAGGGGUAGCGAAUCGUGUGUACGUUGGCAACGGCGACGAAGCGGGCACUUCGUCAGCAAUCUCAUUGAGCGCUGGUAGCAUCAAAGUAACACGAUUGUCAUCAGUGGACGCACUCGAACUAGCAAGUGUCGUAAAAGUUUCGAAGUCGACCGGAACUAAGCCGAAACUUCCGAAACGUUUACUAGCGACACCAACAACAACAGCAACAGCGAUCACACCACGCACUAGCUUACGUCACAAACAGUAUAAACAACGUCUACAACAACAUCCGUACACCGAUGUGGUAGUGGAUGCAAGCGAAUUCAGAAAGAUGGCACAACAGAAUGGUGAUAAUGAAACUAAACCUCUCACACAGGCUUACCUAACGGAGAAGCCGAAAAUACAACCGAAGUAUGACGUGCAUCGUGAUGUUUUAUCCCACGAGGUGGUCAUCAAACAGACUGGCUAUGGUGCGCGCGACAAAAGCAUACCAUCGGGUGUACGUCGCUCUUGGGAGCAUUGGUCCUUUCUGUCGCUGUUUGUCGGCAUAAUACCGAUUGUACAAUGGUUGCCACGCUACUCGCUGCGUCGUGAUGCUAUGGGUGAUCUUGUGGCUGGUAUAACGGUGGCGAUUAUGAAUAUACCCCAUGGUAUGGCGUACGGUAUAUUGGCGGGUGUGACACCGGGUUGUGGGCUCUCGCUGGCCAUUUUCCCCGUGAUAGUCUACAUGAUAUUGGGCACAUCGAAGCACAUAUCGAUUGGCACUUUUGCUGUGAUAUCUAUGAUGACAUUGAAGGUGGUACAAACAUAUGCCACCGAAGAUCACUUGUUAUUAGCACCGUCGGUGGCGAUAAAUGGCACGUUGGGUGAUGCAGCGGAAGCCGUAAAGGUGGCUGAGAUAAUUACGCCCGUCGAAGUGGCAACAGCGUUGGCGUUUUGCACGGGGUUGUUACAUCUCGGCAUGGGCUUCUUUCGUCUGGGCACAUUAUCAGCACUACUUAGCGAGCCACUGGUCAAUGGCUUUACUACUGGCGCUGCCGUACAUGUCACCGUUAGUCAGUUGAAGGAUGUGCUCGGUGUGCAAGUGCCACGCUAUAAGGGGGCUUUUAAAAUUGUCUUUACCGUCAUCGAUCUCUUCAAGUCUAUACCAAAAACGAAUAUCGUGGCGCUUGUCAUUUGCCUCUGCAUUAUGGUCUUCAUGACGAUCUGCAAUGAAUGGCUUAAGCCGUGCCUAAAGAAACGUUGUCGCUUGCCUUUCCCCGGCGAGUUGAUAUCCGUUAUAGGCGGUACCUUGAUCUCACGUCUACUCAGUCUGCAUGACAACUAUGGUGUGACUUUAGUCGGUGAUAUUCCGAAAGGUUUACCUAUGCCUGAACUGCCGCGUAUGGAUUUAAUACCAGUGGUGGCGGUGGAUUCCAUUGCUAUAGCGAUUGUCAGCUUCUCAAUUGUCAUGUCUAUGGGACUAACAUUUGCGCGGAAACAUGCAUACGAGGUGCGUGCUAAUCAGGAGCUCUUCGCAUUGGGCAUGGCCAAUUGUAUAUCCAGUUGUUUCUCUUGCUAUCCACUGGCAUGUUCACUGUCGCGUUCCGUUAUACAAGAGCAGACCGGCGGUGUGACACAGAUAGCAUCACUCGUAUCAGCCACAUUGAUUAUAAUGACAUUGCUGUGGAUGGGUCCGUUUUUCAGCACACUGCCACGGUGCGUGUUGGCGGGCGUUAUUAUUGUUGCGUUGAAGCCAAUGUUCCUGCAGGCCAAAGAGCUUAAGAAAUACUCUAAACAAGGCAAGUUGGAGCUUCUCACAUGGCUUACGACCUUUGUACUGGUCGUAUUGAUCGAUAUUGAUUAUGGCCUCCUUAUCGGCAUUUUAAUUUCAUUGUUGGCGCUCUACAUAAAGGGUCUGAAACCAUAUUGCUGCCUAUUGGGCACCAUACCCGAAGCACCCGCCGUCUAUGUGGAUCUCAAUCAUCAUCGCAACGCGAUUGAAGUGCCCGAAACGAAAAUCUUCCGUUACGUGGGCUCACUAAAUUUCGCAACGAACAUGUAUUUCCGACGUUCCCUCUACGACAUUAUCGGUUUGGAUAUGAAGAAACUGCAACGCAAUAAGACAGCCGUACAACAGAAUGGCAAAACCAUUGAAAAUGGUGAAGUGUCACAAUUGAAUAACUUCAAUUUCCUAAUAUUGGAUUUCUCCAUGUUGGGUCACGUUGAUGUGGCGGGUUGUAAAGCGAUAACCGAUAUCAUGAAGGAACUCAAAGCGCUGGGUGUGCGUUUAUUCAUCUCCAGUCCAUCGGAUCGCGUGUACGAUACAUUAGUGCAUAGCAUGGCGUUGGGCGAGGGACCGUUCGAAACUUUCCCCACACUACAUGAUGCUGUGGAAUAUGCCAAGGCUUGCCGGCUGGCAUGAGACUUAAUGUACAGAUUUGCAAAUGGGCGUGUAAGAUAUAUAAAUAAUAAUGUCUAAGGCAUUAAGUACACUGUAAAUAAAAGUGUAAAUAACAGUAGCUGUGAAGCAAACCCGGGGUUGCUAACUCCGCUAAUAAAUUCAGUUGCGUAGCGCAAUCUAGGAAUUUUAUAUACAUUUUAGGGAGCUUGUACCUUGAGUGAGUGUUAAGAAACAAAAAACCAUAAAGAUAUAAUAAUAAAAAUUAAGCAAAAUUAUACUUAACUAGCGUGCUUAUAGCAAAUUGUAAAAAAUUCUUAAUAGUAAUAGUUAAAAUUUAAUUGAUAUAUUAAUGUUAAACAUUUAUUUUUUGAGUUUUUACUGAAAUUGCAACCACCUAAUAUAAAAUAUAUACGAAAGAAGGUACAACGAC